UAUGUGGAAAGUGUGUUCUUUUGUUUACGGACACGCGUAACUGUUGAAGUGUUCAUACAUUCCCUUGGCGUAGCAUUAGCUAACUGUUGGUCUGAAGAUACCGUAGCUGCUUGUUGAUUCUAUUACUUUGUUAACUACUAUGAAGCUGGAGAUCUCUAAGGUGGUUCGAGGAUGCCGUCUAGGGCUUUUGACAAGCGUCGGACAAACCGAACAGCAUUCACUUGAAAUCCCAGGCUGUCUGCUGUACACCCGCUGUGCCACCGUGCCCCAUCUGACCCAGGACACGCUCCACACCCUGAGCAACCUGCCGGCGGUUACGCAGGUCACGCUGGAGAGCCUCGCAGAGCACCAGGAAGUAUUGGAGGAGUUUAAACAUGGUGUAAGAAAGUUUGCAGGUCUACACGACUCGCUGCUUUUCUGCUCCCUCCAUGACCCUGCCGUGACCCAUCCCGCCGGACAUGUCACCAACAAGACAGUGUCCGUGUGGGGCAGCGGAGGAAGAAUAGAACUGUCAGUGGCCAAGUUUAUGGCCAUGCAGGCAGCUAUCCGGCCAGACUGUUACGAGAGCAUGGCAGAUGGAGAGACGUGGCAGGCGAACACCUCGCGAAAGCGGGUGCGUAAAGCAGUGGAGCGCUCUCUCGCACACCUGGACGAGUGCCUCCAAUUGCACCACAAAAUGCAGGAGCUAAAAGGGUCCAAAAUAUUCGGCGUGGUGGAGGGAGGGGACAUCUUGGAGGAGAGGCUGAGGUCAGCACGCGAGACGGCCAAACGGCCGGUGGCAGGAUUCGUCCUGGACGGCUUCCAGUCCACCUCCAUGGAGCAGGAACUCAAAAAGCAGCUGAUCACUGCAGUGACUGCAGAGCUUCCUCAGGAAAAACCGAGGUUGUUGAGAGGCGUGGGUCGUCCGGAUGAGGUCAUAGCUUGUGUGGAGGCCGGAGUGGAUCUGUUUGAGGGAUUCUUCCCUUUCCAGGUGACGGAGAGAGGCUGCGCUCUCACCUUCAACUACACCAUCACACCUGACCCAGAGACUGCAGGUACAUCUCCCCCUAAAGUUUUGGAACUUAAUGGAGAGGAGCCUGCUGGUGAAGAGCUGAAGAAACAUGGAAACGGCAGCCCUGAAAAUCUGGCCAAAUUUGAGAUUAACCUGAAGGACACAAGGUACCGAGAUGAUUUCCGCCCGCUGGUAGAAGGCUGUAGCUGUUACUGCUGUAAGAACCAUAAAAGAGCUUACGUCCAUCAUCUCCUGGUGACCAACGAGCUUCUGGCGGGGGUGUUACUGAUGUUACACAACACAGCACACUACCUGGGAUUCUUCAACACUCUGAGGGAAGCCGUGGCCAACGACCAGCUCCAGGAUUUAAAGAACAAAUUGUUACAGUGACCAACGUGGACUAGAGAACAUGGAACCAAAGCGAUCAUGGAAAGUCUGAGGGAACAUCAAGUAUAGAGUUGAAGUCAGUUUGGGUGCUCCAUCAGUUUUAAACCUCAAUCCUUCCACAUUUUAUUUUUUAUUUAUUUAUUUUUUUCUGCUUUGUUUCACAUCAUCCAUAAAUGUAUAAUUAAUGAUGAACAAAACAAGCCUUUCAAUUAGGACAAAAGUAAUGGCGCCUUAUAACUAGAGGAAGCGUUAGUCUGCUCUUGUUAUAGAUUAUCCACUGCAGUCGCUGAGCUGCUCUACUUGAAGAUUUUAGACCACACUACCUUUAGGUAGCUCUUUUACUACUUUUACCACCAUUGCCCCAGGUGUUAAAUCUGAUUAAUUAUUCAUUAUUAUUCAUUCAUUUGCAUAUUAUGUACUGUUUAUGCAGGACUAGGAUUGUGAGAUGCAAGCACUUUAAGUUAUAUAUUGGGCGCAAACAUGAAGCAGUAUGUUAUUCUACAAAGACAAGUAGAAUUUCGGUGCUGGUUUUGAUGGCAACUGCCCCCCUCACCCACCCAUCAUGAUAGUUUCUAAAAAUUUAUUUAUUUUAAUGAUUAAAUAAACAAUGGUUUCUUGGAGAUUUUUGGAAAAAAUAAAUGUUUAGGCAGUCGAACAUGAAAGCUCUUGUGCAUACAUCACAUGCAUUAGUGACAACAAAUGUGUAAAUGGACGUGGAGGAGUUUUGUCUGUGUGUGUGUGUGUGUGAGAUUAUCUAGAUUGUCUUUGAGAAUGCCUAUUGCCUUGCUCCGAUGGUUGUAGAGUCACAUGAUCUGUAUAAUUAUGGCUCUGGGUGUGUGCGAUAGUUAAAAAUGACAGCUGGCAGCAUUUCUAUUUAAAAGGUGCUGAGUGACUAUCGCAGCCUGAUCAUUCCAGUCAAUUAAUGUGGUGGCGAGAGUCCAGGCCAGAUCAUUAAACCUCUCGCUGUGCCGUGCUGAACACUUUUCUAAAGCUCCCACACUUCCAAAUCCACACUUUUCAAACUAAACAAAAUAGAGAGAUUUAUUAAGUUGCCGAUAAGGGAAUAUAAUUCAUCAUACUUCAAUAAUGGAUCCUUUCUUGUGCAAGUUGGACGUUUCUUCUGAGUUGGCUAUAUUAAAGUAAUAUAUGUUUCUUUUGUGUGCCCGUUCAUUACUACUCCUUCAAGAGGUUAAAUAAUGAGUGCUGGCUAAGCUGUCCACUUAAAACCAUCAUCAUCAUUUUUUUUUAACUUAACCGAAGUCUUCUUAUCUUCAUGGAGAACAAGAUAAUUUGAAGGGGACAUGGCUAUUUGACCCGAAUGUGCAAGUCGCAGAUGAUGUAGUCUAUAAUGAGCUAACUAAUAGUUUGAUCAUGCUGUCAUGUUAAAUCAUAUUUCCGUCUCCAGUUCUGCUUCCUUAUGACAAGCCAUGCAUUAGUAUUUAAUCAGAGCCCAUGCUGUCAUGAAUGUGAAAGCAUGUCUGGAUAAAAUAUAAGAGAAAUAAUUCCUCUCCCUUGUUGCUCCUACUGUAUGUAAAUCCAGGAUUUCCCAACAUCAUGUCUUCGGGUGCCUGCUUUGGACUUGAGGCUAAGCAUCAUAUCCAGGUUACCUCGUCUACCGUUCGACUUAGAUCUACCCCAGUAUUUUGUGUCUUUCCUCCAGAGCCUUGUGAGGUCAGGCAGAGUUGAAGUAAAGGUCAGUGAUGUCGGCUGUGGUGUGCUGAGAAGGUCAAAGAGGGCGUGUGACCUUCUCCGAAAUCAGGCUUCAUGUGCGGUGUUUGUAGCUACAAAUCGAUUUCUUAUGUACUUACUGCUGGAGGUGAUGAAUGGAGCUUUCACUUUGUUUAAAUCUGGAAAGUGAAAUAAAGUCCUUGUAAGUGUGACUUGUAGGUGAGUUUGUGCUAUAGUGUGUCAUAACUCAUAAUGGUGCAUAAAUUUAACACUAGGGGGAAAAAAAGUCCAAAGGUUUUAAAGUUUCCCAUUUGGGACUUUUUUUUUCUGUCCCAGAGAGUUGUACUGUAUGUAAAUACCAUAUUUUUUAAUCACCUGAUUUACAGGUUAUAUUUAAAAAUUGCAUAUAGGAUUUCUCCAUUUUUUUCUAUUGAUGAUCAGGAUAAAUGGUUCCUAAAGUGAUUCCUUUUUACUGAGGAUUUCCAACAAAAACACUUUGUUUGUUGAUUUUUUUUUAAUGUAUGUCCAUAAAGCUUCUGGAAAUAAAGGUCCCUGUUGAUAUAAAGACUUGUAUUGUACCUAAACUGCUAGAGGAAUAAAAAAAGUUUUCAUCAUAGGUCCUUUUUGUUGGGUUCACAAUGUCUAACUUUAGGAGUUCUUUCCCUGUGGUGAAGUUUAAUGCUGGAAGCUUUUUCAGCACACAUAUUUGUCAUACUUGAAGGUUUGUCUGGAUCGAUGCAAUGCUAAGCAGAUGAAAGUACAGUAACACCCUUGAGAAAGACCUGCUCCAGCGUACUCAAGAUCUCAAAUCAAGAUGGCCGAUGUGAAAAUGAUUGCCUUUAGGAACAUCCUUGAGAGACUCAGGCAGAACCUGAUCGUAAAACCUGAUUGAUCAUCUCUGGGGAGAAGUGAAAAUAGCAGUACACUUACUCACUCGAUAAGGUAACUGGUUCUGCAGAGAGAGAGAAAUGGGUGAAGAUCUGCAAGUCCAGGUGUAGAAUUAAAUCUAAGAGGAAUAAGUGGUAUAAUUAAGUACUGCUAAGAUGAUUUAACAAAC
Clarias gariepinus (North African catfish) is the source of this 4103-nucleotide messenger RNA. RefSeq names its product queuine tRNA-ribosyltransferase accessory subunit 2 (gene qtrt2). NCBI's taxonomy places the organism in Eukaryota, Metazoa, Chordata, Actinopteri, Siluriformes, Clariidae. The coding region runs from base 140 to 1381 and encodes 413 amino acids. The transcript is spliced from 9 exons. Gene Ontology annotation, molecular function: tRNA-guanosine(34) queuine transglycosylase activity. The record is from RefSeq and is a predicted model, not a curated record.